Dipodomys ordii (Ord's kangaroo rat) is the source of this 714-nucleotide messenger RNA. It is a transcript of the gene Irx1, whose product is annotated as iroquois homeobox 1. The annotation marks the transcript as partial. Gene Ontology annotation, biological process: regulation of transcription by RNA polymerase II; cell development; neuron differentiation. The record is from RefSeq and is a predicted model, not a curated record. Gene Ontology annotation, molecular function: DNA-binding transcription factor activity, RNA polymerase II-specific; RNA polymerase II cis-regulatory region sequence-specific DNA binding. Gene Ontology annotation, cellular component: nucleus. NCBI's taxonomy places the organism in Eukaryota, Metazoa, Chordata, Mammalia, Rodentia, Heteromyidae. The transcript has a single exon.
AUGGGUGGAAGCCGGUCCCGGGCUCACUUUGGCUCUGACAGCCCCUCUCCCUGUACUAGGGGGUCCUCUGGGUUGGGGUCGUGUCGGCCCAGCAGAAGCCUGGGGGUGUCCGGUGAGCGGGUGCCAGGGAGGCUCUGGAGCCCGCGGGAGCAUCUCCCCCUUCCCCCCUCUCCAAGUUUGCCGAACUCAUUCUCGCUCUCUUUCUCUCUUUGCUUCCUCCUCCUUCCCUCGCGCUCCGCGGCCUCUCAGGGCUCGCAAUAUGAACUGAAGGAUAACCCCGGGGCGCACCCGGCCACCUUCGCGGCCCACACGGCGCCGGCCUAUUACCCCUACGGCCAGUUCCAAUAUGGGGACCCUGGGCGACCCAAGAACGCCACACGCGAGAGCACCAGCACACUGAAGGCCUGGCUCAACGAGCAUCGCAAGAACCCCUACCCCACCAAGGGCGAGAAGAUCAUGCUGGCCAUCAUCACCAAGAUGACCCUCACGCAGGUCUCCACCUGGUUCGCCAACGCGCGCCGGCGCCUCAAGAAGGAGAACAAGGUGACCUGGGGUGCGCGCAGCAAGGACCCGGAGGACGGCGCCCUCUUCGGCAGCGACACGGAAGGCGACCCCGAAAAGGCCGAGGACGACGAGGAGAUCGACCUGGAGAGCAUCGACAUCGACAAGAUCGACGAGCACGACGGCGACCAGAGCAACGAGGACGAGGAGGAC